This is a messenger RNA of Phyllopteryx taeniolatus (common seadragon), 1820 nucleotides long. RefSeq names its product PDZ binding kinase (gene pbk). Bases 267 to 1238 code for a protein of 323 amino acids. The record is from RefSeq and is a predicted model, not a curated record. Gene Ontology annotation, biological process: protein phosphorylation. Gene Ontology annotation, molecular function: ATP binding; protein serine/threonine kinase activity. The transcript is spliced from 7 exons. NCBI's taxonomy places the organism in Eukaryota, Metazoa, Chordata, Actinopteri, Syngnathiformes, Syngnathidae.
GAUUAAUUUUUUCGGUGGAAUUGAUUUCGACACACGUCAACAACCUACAUAAGUGUUUGGGAAAUGAGUAAAGAAUAUAAAUAAACAUCACACAUGAUUCAAUAAAUAUUAAUUUGUGAAAGGUUAAUACCGCAAAGCUUUUGCUUAAGAAACAUCCGCGUGUUUUGUUAUUUCAAGGCUUCCGUCGACGGUUGUCGAUUCGUCGUCGACAUUUUUGAAAGUUCGGCGCGAUUAUUUUGCCCUCUCAACCAUUGUGAAAACACAGCAUGGCCGAAUUCACCUCGCCCGAGACGUCCAGAAUUAGGAGUGUCGGAAGCGGAGGAGGAACCCCCAUCAACAUCCCCGCUUCGCCGUUCAUGAAGAAGCUCGGCUGCGGGACGGGAGUCAGCGUCUACCUGAUGGACAGAGUGGGGAAGAUCAACGCGUCGCCCUGGGCCAUCAAGAAGAUCAACAGCAAAUGUGCCAGCAAACAGGCCGAGGUCUACCAGAAGCGUUUGGAGCAGGAGGCCAAGGUCCUCAAGGGAAUCCACCAUCCCAACAUCGUUGGGUUCCGGGCGUUGGCCACGGCCAAAGACGGCUCCGACUGUCUGGCCAUGGAGUUCGGAGGGGAGCAGUCACUCAACGACCUCAUCGAGAAGCGCAAAGAAGACGGCCUGCAGGCCUUUCCCGCCGCCGACAUUGAAAAAGUGGCGCUCCAUGUUGCCCGUGGGCUGCAGUAUCUUCACAACGAGAAAAAACUGCUGCACGGCGACAUGAAGUCUUGCAACGUGGUCGUCAAGGGCAACUUUGACGCAAUCAAGAUCUGCGACGUGGGCGUGUCCCUCCAGCUGGACGAGAACAUGACAGUGUCGGACCCCGAGGCCGAGUACAUCGGGACGGAACCCUGGAACCCCAAAGAGGCCUUGGAGGCGGGCGACAUCACAGACAAGGCCGACAUCUUCGCCUACGGGUUGACCCUGUGGGAGAUGAUGACCCUGGCCAUGCCUCACAUGGAUCUGCUGGAACAUGAUGAGGAGGAGGAGGAGCAGGAUGAAGACGAGUCGAUAGAGGCGAGCUUCGACGAGGACGCCUACUACGCCCGCCUGGGCACACGGCCGCCGCUGGACCCCGAGGCGCUGGGCGAGUCCUACAGGAGGAUGCUGGAGCUCUUCUACGUAUGUACCGAGGAGGACCCCGAGAGGAGACCCUCGGCCGCGCAAAUCGUGCAGGCGCUGGAGGGCAACGCCCCGCUGGACUAAAACAAGAGCAGCCUCUGAGAUUUGAGCGUCCCGACGACAUCGCUUGUAAAUGUUUCAUUGUGCUGGUUUGUUAUCCCUGUACGCUGUUAAAAUACAUUUGCCUGCAUAGCUUACGUACUUGUCACUUCAUUAAAUACACCUUUGGUAGUAGCCAAACAAAUCUACGCUUACAAACAUAACUCUCAGUUUAGAUUCAUGCUGUCAGAGAACAAUUCAGUUAAUACUUAUUUGUAGUUUGCAGCGACAUACAGUAUUAGAAAUAUGGAAUACCUCUUCAUGUCAAUUUCUAAAUCUUUACCAAAGGAGCAAUUUAUACUGCUCCAGUCUGAUUGAAUUGACCACCGGUACCUAUUUUUCUGCCACACUGACAAAAUGUUAACCUGUUGCAAUGUGCUACACUUGGUGUGUUCUUAAAGCAGAUUUUCUAUUUUGUAUGUGUGCAGUCGUUUUUUUCCUCACUUUUUCCACUUUUAAAUGACCUUUCCUGCAGUGUUGUUUUUAAGAUGCUUUUAAUGAUGUAAAGCACAUUGAGUUACAUUGUGUAUGAAAUGCACUAUAUUAAUAAAUUUGCUUUGCACGUCA